Molecule: messenger RNA, 1337 nt
Organism: Vicia villosa (hairy vetch)
Lineage: Eukaryota; Viridiplantae; Streptophyta; Magnoliopsida; Fabales; Fabaceae
Product: F-box protein PP2-B15-like
Exons: 3
Coding region: 241-1101 (286 amino acids)
Molecular function (GO): protein binding
Source: RefSeq, a predicted model, not a curated record
CAAAUUAUUAUUACUAACCCUUAGAUAUAUGAAUCAAUUUGGGCAACUUGAUUGAGUAAACCUUACCCAAAUGGGAAUAUAACAAGACAAUGACAGCUACCUUCAACAAAGACAACUAACAGCCACCUUCAAAAAUGACAACCAACAUAAAAUUUUCAUAUAUCAAGAACCAAAUCACCCAUCUCCAAUUUCAUUUUGUGAAUCCUAAAUCCAUAACAUAGCACCCUUACCUUAAACCACAUGGCAACUUUCUCCAACAUAGAUACUUUACCAGAUGAUUGUGUUUCAAAAAUUCUAUCCUACACAUCUCCACCAGACGCAUGUAGUUUCUCUAUGGUUUCCUCAACUCUUCAAUCACCUGCUAACUCUGACACACUCUGGAGAACCUUCUUACCUUCUGAUUAUGAUCACAUCCUCUCAAGAAUCCUCAAUCCUUUAACUCUACAAUCUUCUUCAUAUAAACAUCUCUUCUACUCUCUCUCCCAACAACCUCUUCUUCUAGACAAAGGCAACAUCAGUUUUAAAUUGGAUAAGUGUUCGGGUAAAAAAUCAUAUAUAUUAUCUGCAAGAGAAUUGUCAAUAACAUGGAGCAAUGAUCCAAUGUAUUGGAGCUGGAGACCAACGACUGAAUCAAGAUUUGCUGAGGUGGCAGAGCUAAGAACAAUAAGCUGGUUAGAAAUUAAAGGCAAAAUAAGAACCAAAAUUCUAACACCAAACACAUCAUACGCAGUUUAUCUCAUCACAAAGGUUUCACAUCGUGUGUACGGACUUGAUUCUGCUCCGGCUGAGGUAUCAGUUUCAGUGGCCAACAAAGUGCAAAAUUCUAAGGCAUAUUUGUAUAAUAAAUUUGAGGAUACUCUGUUUGGUGAGAACAGAAGGAAAAUGGAAGGAAAGAAAGUGAUGAUAGAAGAUGAUAGUUAUGAGGGGAUUCAAGUUCCAUUGAAAAGAGAUGAUGGAUGGAUGGAAAAUGAAUUGGGUGAGUUUUUAUCUGGUGAUGAAGAUGAUGAUGAAGAGGUUAAGAUGAGUGUUAUGGAGGUUGGUUAUAGAUUGAAGGGUGGUCUCAUUGUUGAAGGAAUUGAAGUUAGACCUAAACAUGUUUGACUAAACCAGAGGGUAAAGAUAUUCUUUUAUUUUUUAUAUAGUUUUUUUGGUACAAUAAUGGCAUGUUUUAUUGUCAAGUAAUUUUGUGAAUAAAAUAAAUACGAAAAAGAGAUGGAUAAGAGUAAGGGAAAAUAAAUAGAGGGUAAGAAAUGGAGUGGAUCCUUAUUCGAUGGAUAAAUGUGUAAUUAUAAUACCUAGUGAAUUCUUUGCAAAGUUAUAUAUUAUUAUUAUUGUAA